Messenger RNA from Haliotis rubra (blacklip abalone), 3352 nucleotides. RefSeq lists its product as uncharacterized. The coding region runs from base 904 to 3096 and encodes 730 amino acids. Gene Ontology annotation, molecular function: protein binding. Lineage: Eukaryota; Metazoa; Mollusca; Gastropoda; Lepetellida; Haliotidae. The transcript has 5 exons. The record is from RefSeq and is a predicted model, not a curated record.
CGUGUCUACCUUAGCAAAUCAAACUUGCAUUUGAAAGGUUAACAGGUUAACGUAGAAAGUACCCUCACAUUCACUUUAUACAUAUUGAUGACCACUAUGAAUGCACUCACAAGAAAACCUAUACUGGCUAUGUUAUGUGGGACUACAAAUUAUGUAAUACAUUUCAAUACUGGACAACAUAAACCAAAUUUCAUAAUGUGGUCUUAACGUGGGAAACAGUAUUUGUAACCACAGUAUAGUCUACUCCAAAAACUGUAUGUUUAAUCCACCCAGUAGUGCAUAUAUUUACAAUAUUGAUAUAAUUUAUAUCAUAUCAAUCAUAUUUGUACAGAAUGUGUUGUAGUGUUUGUACUCUGUCCCAAGAGGACAGUUUUGUCUCCUUCUUCUUCUUCCCCUCCUCCUUCUUCUUCGCUGUCGUCUGCUUCUUCUAUCAAUUGUUCGUAAGUGAAGGGAACAUAUAUUUUAAAUCCACUAAGAAUUCCCGCGUUCAGUUUUUCAUUAUGCUAAUUUCUGAUCACAUCAUUUAUUGCAGGGUCCUGCUAGGUUGAUGAGCACAUGUUACACAUCCCUGCUCUACCCCCUGCAUCUCCCCCUCCAUCUGUGUGUAGUGUCAGUGGUGAGAGAUACCUCCCCCCUCCUCCCCACCCCCGCGUCUGUCGGGGAGCUUCCCAUGGGGCAGCGUAACCCGACCCAUCUGCACCAUCGCAGCGUGCUCCUUCAGCAGCGAUAUGGGAGGAGGAUUAGUCGGCGUUAGUCACGGCACUCAGCGGCACACGAGGAGACCCGCCCAUGAUGUGACCACACACUGACCACAUCAUCGUCAACGGCAACACGCAGCACAGAACACCCCAGUCAGUAUCCCGGACCAAGGGCACAGUGGAAGGUAAGUUCCCAUCCAGCACGAUGGCAGAUCCGGCGGGUACUGCAGCUGCCCUACAAGAAGCAGACAGACUCUACAAAGAGAACAAGCUUGACGGUGCACUCGAGAAAUACUCCAAACUCCUUGAACAGAACCAGGACAACAUUGAGCUGCUGCUGAGGCGAUCCAGAUGCUACUACGAUCUCAAUGAAUACAACCUGGCCUUCAAUGACGCCAAGGCUGCUCACAACAUGGACUCCACCCAUAUUGACGCCUGCAUUUGUUGUGGAAGGGCUGCAACGAGGACGAAGUCUUUUGAAAAAGCUUUCAGAUAUUACAAGGAUGCACUGAAAGUUGAUCCUAAACAUCCAGUAGUGACUGAUGAACUCAAGAAACUACAAGCAGCCAUUAUGGCGGAACAUGAGAAAGAGUCUGUUGAUGAGCCGACGUACAGUGCAGUGAAGUUCUGUACCCAGGAUCCCUACCCCGGCGAUAAGGAGCUCUAUCAGAUGGAACAGGAGAUCCUCAACAAGAAGCACAAGAUCUGCAAUAACCAGGAGAUCGCGGAGCCGAUACCCAACACCAAGCCGGAGGAUGCCGCCAAACAUGCUGCGAUGGCGAUACGGUACCGGGCAGGAGGCAACACAGGAGAUGCUCUCCGAGAGUGUGACAGAUCUGUAGCCAUUGACCCCUACAAUGUUCUGUAUCGGCAGCUGAGGGCAGAGGUCCUUCUGGACAGGUCACAACGGGAAGACUCCCUCCGUGAUCUCUACGCCAUCCCACCACAAAGUCGGUCAGUUGAGGUCUGGAAACAGGGAGGCCAAAUCCAAUUGAAAAUGGGGCUGCCAGUGUCUUCCGAGUUCUGGUUCCGGAAGGCCACCAAGAUUAGUGACAACAAGGAUGAGGAGUCGGCCAUCUUAUUCCAGAAAGUUCGCACCGAGAGACUCUACGGGCCUCUCACGCAGAAGGUUCCAGUGAAAGUGGACUUUGGUCAGUUUGGCCGAUCUAUAUUUGCUACAGAGGACAUCGAGGAGGGAGCAGAGUGCUUGACAGACAAGCCAGUCGUCCUGUCUGAAAGUCUCAACAACUACUUUGUACCUGGGUGUCAUCACUGUGCCAUGUCGCUGCUGUCCCCGGAGGACUAUUUUGGGGAAGCUCUGGACUUGUUUGAUGACUCAAUGAAAGACCUGGUGAAGGAGCUGUGGCCGGAUACCACACCUGUGUUGUGUGACGUGUGUAAGAGGGUGAAGUACUGCAGUGUCAAGUGCCAGAAAGCGUCCUGGGCCAAGUACCACGAGGUGAUAUGUCCUGGAAGGAACCCCGCUGCCAAGCGGCUAUACGACCUGGUAGCCAAUAAAGGUGUUGAGGUCCAAGCAGACGGAAGGAAGGAGGAUGUUUGGCUGGCGUCAUACAGUCCACUGGUCCUUGCCAGGAUCUGGGGGACCAUUGUACAGGAUGCCAAGACCAUGAUGAGAUCGGAAGGUCUAACACAACCAUCAGCAGAACAUUGGGCAAAGGCAAAAGCCCCAUUCAGGAGGUUCAUAGCAUUCGGGUGUACGAAGGCAACAGACAGGAUGCCCGAUAUGAUCAAGGUAUUUCAGGAAAUCUUCCAGAACAACGGCGACGGUAUCAGCUACGAAAUAACGGAGGCAGAAUUCAACGGCCGCUACUACCAGGCAACGUGUAACCUUCAGAUGUUCACCUCCUACAUCACACCGUACCAGCACUUCCUCACAAACGUCGCCAACAAGGGCGACCCACGUGGUCUGAAGAUGCUCAAAUAUUUGCAGAAGAAUCCUAAACAGUCCGCCUUCACGGGAAUGUUUGCCCUCCAUGCUUGUCUGAACCAUUCCUGCUACAACAACGUGGAGGUCCGCGAUGGCCGUUGUGGCGAUAACACGCCUGGUGUUGCUGUAAUCGCCAAACGGAACGUGAAGAAGGGCGAGGAGGUUCUCACCACGUACAUCGACACCUCCAUGCCGCGGAAACUACGGCGCGCAUGGCUGUACAAGUCUUUCAACUUCUGGUGUCACUGUCUACGAUGUCAGUAUGAAGGUGACGACGCAACAUCGUGUACUACAUGUCGGGUGAAGGUUGAAGAGGGCAAGAAGUUCCCAUCAUGUGGAAAAUGUCACCGAGCCUGGUAUUGUUCCGUGGCCUGUCAGAAGAAGGCGUGGAAGCAAGGCCAUAAGAUCAUCUGUCAGACGGAACACUCACAGAUCAGUUUAACUAGCUAACAAUGUUGUGGAUUAUCUAACAGAAAUUUGGCAGUGCAAGUGUGUGUUAUUUAUUCAUCUUUACCCCAGGGUUCAUUCCGGCCUGAAUGGUUUUCCUCAGUGUGAGAGUAGAGACUUGGCUAGUGUGAUUAUGGCUUGUUUGGUUGUGUAUAAAUUAAUGAACAGGUGCAAUGUUUUAUUGUGUGAUAUCUUUACGACUUAAAAUCUUUAUCCAUUGUUUUACUUGGAGUUAUUGAAAUAAAACAAAUACCUUUCC